ACAAAUCAGUUAUUCUCUCCUCACUUUCUCAUAAGCUCUCAAAGAAAACCCAAAAUUUUCUCUCUCCUUAUUUUUCUCUAUCUCACACGGCUCACCCUCACCAUCACCGACUCCCUCCCCUUUCUCUCUCCACGCCGCAGCACCACCGCCGGGCCAUCAGCAGCAGCAGCGCAGCAGGCGGGCCUCCAUCGCCGGCUUUCUCUUUCCUCCUUUUGCUCUAAUUUGCCCUCUUUUGCCUUAAUUCUUCGAGGUAAUUUAGUCUCAUAUCUUUCAUCUUGCCAAUAUACAACCACUCAACUCCCAUUUCAAACUCGUUGCAGUGCCUUGCCGAGUUGCCGAGUCACGGACAAUUGUCUAUUGAGGUAAUCAAUGGCAAAAAGCAAAUAUGAGUAUGUAAAGUCCUUUGAGGUUCCAGACAAGAUUAUGUUGCCCACAAUUAUUGUUGUUGUCAUUGAUGGCCGUAAUUUCCGAAGGUUUGCUGAGGUUCAUGAAUUUGCAAAGCCUCUCGAUGGAAAGGCCUUGGAUCUAAUGAAAUCAUGUGCAACUGCUGUUAUGGAGAAAUUUGGUGACUUAUCAUUUUCAUAUGGGUUCAGUGAUGAAUUUAGUUUUGUACUAAAAAAAGACAUUGAAAUUUACAAUAGACGCGAAAGCAAGUUACUGUCCGUACUUGUGUCAUUCUUCACUUCUGUGUUUGUCAAAAAAUGGAAAGACUUUUUUCCUCAGAAGUUGCGCUUUGCACCUUCAUUUCGUGCACGAGUUGUACAAUGCCCUACUUUGGAGGUUCUUCAAACCUAUCUUGACUGGAGACAGAGAGAGUGUCAUCUUAACUAUUUAUACGACACAUGUUUAUGGAACCUGAUUCGGAUGGAAGGGAGAGAUCCUGUUAACGAAACCGAUGAAACCGAUGCUGAAACUAAAGCCCGUAAAAUUCUUGAGGGAACACAAAAAAAAUUCAAGCAUGACCUUCUCUUCAAGCAAUUCAAGAUUAAUUAUAACAAUCUUCCGCCCAUGUUCCGACGAGGAACUUUUCUUAUCAGGACUAAGUGUGUUGUUGAACAUUUGGCGAAUGGUGUUGCUGUCAAUCGGUCAACGAAGAAGAUAGUUGAAGUUCACUCCGUUAUCAAUAAAUGCUUUUGGAAUCAGCACCCAUCUCUAAUUGCAGAAUUUGGUGGACUUGAAAACGAUAUUAACUUCCAUAAUACCGGAUAUAUCGAGUCGUUUCAAGUUCAAGAUAAAUUAAUGUUAUCCACAUGGAUAGUAGUCAGAAUUGAUGGGUGCAAAUUUCACGGGUUCUCUGCAAGUCAUGAUUUUACGAAGCCCAAUGAUAUUUCAGCUUUGAAUCUAAUGAAUUCAUGUGGAGCAGCUGUUUUAGAUGAGUUCAAAGACAUAAUUUUUGCAUAUGGUGCAAGUGACGAGUUCAGUUUCGUUUUGAGGAAGGAUUCCAAAUUAUAUGACCGACAUCGAAGUGGAGUAGUAUCUGCAAUUGUAUCAUUUUUUACAUCAAUGUAUAUCAUGAAAUGGAAAGAGUUUUUCCAACAAAAGGAGUUGCAGUACCAACCCUCAUUUGAUGGACGAGCUGUUUGUUACCCGUCACUUGGAAUUCUUCGGGACUACUUGUCUUGGAGACAAGUCGAUUGCUAUAUAAACUACCAAUACAAUACUUGUUUUCAGCUGUUGGUUGAUUCACGGUUAAAAGGGUGUCAUGCCCAUAACAUUUUGGAGCAUAUGCCAAGUCAAAAGAAGAAUGACAUGCUUAAAAAUAUUGAUUCUGAUAAAUCAUUGGAAAUUUUUCGUCGUGGAUCUUGUAUAUUUUGGGACAAGGCAUGUGUUGAUUCUAAUAUAUUAUUUAAAAUCUAUCAUCUGUGUAAAUUUUGGAACAAGGUAAAAACCCUUAGUUGUGGUGAUGAUUCUCCAUGGAAAAUUGUGAUCGAACACUGUGACAUAAUUGAUGAAGCUUUUUGGAAAGCUCACCCUUGGAUCCUUUGUGAAGAAAGAUCUGGACCAUCUGCUUGAUGUUGGGAAUAUCACAAUUGUAGUGCCUUUUUAUUGGAUUCUUCUCAUUUUUUCUGAGUCCGCCAGUAUUUUUAGAUUAUUUUUCUGAUUUUUCUUUGAUUUUCUAUGAUUUUUACAAGUUUUAUAAAAUGAUUUUCGAAAAUAAAUCAAUUCAGUUAUCCAGAAAAUUCAGCAACGAUCCGGGAUAUUCUAGAAGAUUAAAAAGUUUGAUCUCAAAGGAAGCCAAAAUCAAAUAUAGGAUAAUUCUUGAAUUACAGAUUAGAUUUGGAUAAAAACGGAUAAAGAAAACUGUCGAACGAAAGAUAGAUAAAAGUAAGAAUUGUAUACACUGAUCGAUGACGUGCUGACACGUCACACACAACCGUAUAUACGGUUGGCAUGACCGUAUAUACGGUUGUUGUGACCGUAUAUACGGUCCUGUACACCGUAUAGGACCGUAUAUACGGUUGAAAUCCGUGUAUACAAUUCCUCUUUUACCUAUAUUUCUCCCCAAAACGCUUAUAAAUACUUGCUCUCGGUGCCUAUUCGAUGAUCAACGAAUUCUCUUGUGCUUAGUGCAAUUCAAAACUCUCCCAAAUCUCUCUCACCACACAAAUCACUCACAAAACACAAAUCACUCACAACAUCCAAGGUUCUCGAAUCUGUCGCAACUUUCGGAGUCGCUUCUUUGCGAAUCUAGGUACAAAAUUCUGAGGCUAUUCAAUCCAACUCUCUCUCUUCUUUUAUCAUUAAUUUUUAAUACUUUUAUUUUAUUUUGCUCUUGAAUUUCAAUCAUGUAAAUUCAUUCGUUUGAAAUCGUUUUCGCCUUAUCACAAUCGCUUUAAUCAUAAUUGUCAAUGCUGACGAUCUCUUUUGUUGUGAUAAGCGAUUCAAUUGGAGGAAAAUCUUUGAUACACUAAUCUUUGUUUUCUUUUGUGUUGAUAGCGAUCCAAGGUAAGUUUGAUUUAUAUAUUUGAGUUUUCGAUUCUUGCAUAUUGAUCAUCAUCGCACAUGUAUUAUUGUUUAUGCAUGAGACACUUUUUUUAUUGCUUAAACAAGAUCGGAAAUUGUUUGAAUCACAUUAAAUUCAGAUUAAUCAUGGACGAACGGAUUUUAAGCACCUUAUUAAUUUGAUUAAUUUGAAGUGAUCACAACAAUUAGGCUAGGUAGUAAUAUGUGCAUAAUAGAAAGUCACUUUACUAGUAAUUUUAGGUUAGAGGGAUCCUAUAGGAAAAUAUUGCUAAGUUGUUUGUAUCCAAUGAAUAUGAUUGAAUGGAAUUACAAUGAGACCGAGUAGAGGCCGCUACAUGCGGGCAGAUUGGGUCAAAGAUUCUUUCCAUACCAUGUCCUCGAACCCACGAUUUGGUUACUGGAUCAGACAGUGGGGCCAUUAAAUUGGCACCAAUGUUUCGGGCGUCCGUGAUUAACCUGUAUAGGCACGGUGGCGAUUCCCCACUCGACAACACUCCCCCAACGCACUCACGUGCGGGAUCCGUGGCUCAAGCCCACGAACACACAUCUACGUGGACCCAGGUCCCGCGAGGGACUUGACGUCUACAAUUACUUUGAGACGAUUAGCCAGUACUUUAGAGAACAAUUUAUAAAGAACAUUACACAGGCUAAUUGGCCGAUAAUCAACAGGAGACUCACAAUUUUUCUUUUUAGGGAUAAGAACAAUAUGAGUCUGAUUAAUCAAGCCAACAUCAUCAUCUCCAUUUAAAAUAGCAAGCACUUUAGCAAUCACAUCCGGUCCAACAAUACUCCAAAAAUUUUGAUAGAAAAGUGCACACAUACCAUCGGGUCCCGGAGCUUUAGUAGAAUGCAUUUGCUUUAGAGCUUCAUUCACCUCUUCCCCUGUGUACGGUCUUAAAAGUAUAUCCACCAUAUCAUCCGAAACACAAGCUUGAACCUUCGCAAGAACUGGCUCUAUGUCCACUGAAGUGGCACCUGUAAAGAGGUCUUCAAAAUAUGACACAAAUAGCUCCAUAAUAUCAGGUUCUUCAUCAUAGACAUUGCCUGCAGCAUCAUGAAUUUUCUCAAUAUUAUUUCGCACUUGUCUCCGUUUUGCUUUAUUGUGAAAAAAUUUGGUAUUUUUGUCACCAAAUUUUAACCAAUCUUGACGACUUCGCUGCCUCCAAUAGACCUCUUCCCUUCGUUCAAGUUCAUCCAUACGGUCGUCAAUAGCACGCAUUUGCUGCAACACUUCUUCAGAUUGAGGCUCUUCCAUCAAAGCUCUCAUUUGUUGCUGGCAUGCCUUUAGUUCCUUGUGGAAGUCACCAAAUUUAUCACGACUCCAUAUUGAGAGCUUAGAUGCCAUUCUACUAAUAUUAGCAACAGCAUCUGAACCAUUUGUCCAAGCAUUCGCAACGACCUCAGCACAUGACUCAUCCCUGAGCCACAUUUCCUCAAACCUGAACAGCUUCUUCUCCUUCUUUUCUGGUUGAGUUCUAAUGAGUGUUUUAAUGCUUAAGCUCAAGGGUAAGUGAUCAGACCUCCUUUUUUCGAGGUGAGAGACAUAAGAGCCCCUAUACAUAUCCUUCCAGGCUUGAUUUGAGAAAAAACGGUCUAUACGUUCUUGCAAAUUCUUAUCACCACUUUGAUUGUUGUUCCAAGUGAACUUAUACCCCGUAUAAUGCAAAUCGAUAAGGCUACAAGAAUCCACAGCCUCCCUGAACAUUCGAGCUUGGGCAUAGUCAAACGGGUUGCCUCCUUGUUUCUCAUCUUGCCAGAGCAUUAGAUUCCAGUCUCCCCCACAAAGCCAUGGUUUCGUAUUAUUUUGCCCCAAAUUUUGAAGCAACUGACAAGUAAGAUGUUUAUUAGACUCCUCUGGAAAGCCGUAGAAACCACUGAAACGCCACUCACAACCAUCUGCACUCACCACAUCUACAUCGAUGUGAUUUGCCGAGUAUGAAAGAAGAGACACACUCCAGUCUUCCCUCCAUAGCAGCACUAGCCCUCCACUCCGCCUUUUCCCUUCCCCCCUACAACCAACAGCAAGCAUACCAUGCUGUUUAAGUUGAAAUUUUAAUCGUUCACAUUCAUCAGAAUAUAGCUUAGUCUCUUGCAAGAAGACUAAUUGGGGAUUUUCUUGUAAAACCACACGUUUCAACGCAGCCUUUGCCUUGGGGUUCCCCAACCCUCGGCAAUUCCAACUCAAAACAUUCAUUGAUUAGGGAGGGCAUUUUGGUUGCCCGCACCAUCAAUAAUCAUGUCCUGAGUGUUGUUCUCAAUCACCAUUUCCCCAUUAUUAUUCGAAGCUCCCGUGUUAUCUCUACUGUGAAUCUGUCCCAGCUUCUCCGCAUUCGGAUUCCUGAAUUUGAGGUCUCAGUACGACCUCUCUUGGAGAAUCGAACCGUUGGGCCUUCAGUUAUAGCUUCCUCCACCUCAUGUUCUGGUUGUCUCACAUUCGCAGCUAACACCAUAUUAUUCCCAGACUCAGCUCCACUAUUACUGCUAGGGCCAUCAAAAUUCAGUUUUUUCCGUGUCUUAUUCUGCUUCAAUGAUUCCUUCAAUUCCUGACAUCUCCUCGUCUCCUCUUCUAAUUUCGCCUCUAGAAGUCUGCCCCUCAAGGGAGAAGAUUUAAGCCAUUUGCCAUAAGGUAGUUCAGAAGUGGGAGUUUUGUCAUCAUAUUUCGAGCAUUGGUAGUACGUGUCCAAGACAUCCACAAGCAUGGCAGAAAUCCAUUAAUUUUUCGUAUGUGAAUUUAAUUAAUUUAGGGCCAUUAUUUGUUGCAACUUUAGCCCACCUUUUCAGAGGUUUAUUAAUAUCAAGAGCAACUCUAAAACGAAGGAACUUGCACCACCCUAUAGGAUCAGAUUCGUCCACCUCCAAUAAGUCCCCCAUACUUGUUGCUAGUGUUUUUGCCAUUGCAGUAGUUCGUUUAUGCAAGGGCACAUCCCAUGCACGAACCCAGAACUUUAUUUUAGAGAAAACAACCUCAGAUGGUUGUAUUCCAUCAACAAUUUCAUUCAACAAAAUUGGGGCACCCCUAAACGACCAAGGCCCCCUUCAAGCACCCUAU
Messenger RNA from Beta vulgaris subsp. vulgaris (sugar beet), 6013 nucleotides. Its product is annotated as tRNA(His) guanylyltransferase 1. Lineage: Eukaryota; Viridiplantae; Streptophyta; Magnoliopsida; Caryophyllales; Amaranthaceae. The record is from RefSeq and is a predicted model, not a curated record. Gene Ontology annotation, molecular function: magnesium ion binding; tRNA guanylyltransferase activity. Gene Ontology annotation, biological process: tRNA modification. The coding region runs from base 370 to 2013 and encodes 547 amino acids. The transcript has 16 exons.